This is a messenger RNA of Jatropha curcas, 1856 nucleotides long. Its product is annotated as glutamate dehydrogenase 2. NCBI's taxonomy places the organism in Eukaryota, Viridiplantae, Streptophyta, Magnoliopsida, Malpighiales, Euphorbiaceae. Gene Ontology annotation, cellular component: mitochondrion. Gene Ontology annotation, biological process: L-glutamate catabolic process. Gene Ontology annotation, molecular function: L-glutamate dehydrogenase (NAD+) activity. The record is from RefSeq and is a predicted model, not a curated record.
AGACUUCUAAAAAGAACCUAAUAAAAAAGGGCAGAUAUAUUUAAUAUUUCCCUAUGUAAAGCCAAAAACCCUAACCAUCUCUUCCUUUUGAAUUCUCUUGUGUCUUUAUCCAUAUAUUUACUAGCUCUGUUUCCAUUUUAUUUACACCUUUUUUCGGUUCUCUUGACUCUUUCUUCUCUCUUGCGUUUCUUUCUUAACUUUUCAAGGGUUGUUACUGUUUUUGUUUCUUUAAGGCAGCCAUGAAUGCUCUUGCAGCUACCAACAGGAACUUCCGCAAUGCAGCUCGCAUUCUUGGUCUUGAUUCUAAGCUUGAAAAGAGCCUUUUGAUCCCUUUUAGAGAAAUCAAAGUGGAAUGCACCAUCCCGAAAGAUGAUGGUAGUCUGGUUUCUUAUGUUGGAUUUAGAAUCCAGCAUGACAAUGCUCGUGGCCCGAUGAAAGGCGGCAUCAGAUACCACCCUGAGGUUGAUCCUGAUGAGGUGAAUGCUUUGGCUCAACUAAUGACAUGGAAGACAGCAGUAGCAGACAUUCCAUAUGGUGGAGCUAAGGGCGGUAUCGGCUGUGAUCCUAGGGAGUUGAGUUUCAGUGAAUUAGAGCGCCUUACUCGGGUUUUUACUCAGAAAAUCCAUGACCUUAUAGGAGCUCACAGGGAUGUUCCUGCUCCUGAUAUGGGAACUAAUGCACAGACAAUGGCCUGGAUGUUGGAUGAAUACUCAAAGUUUCAUGGUCAUUCACCUGCUGUUGUUACUGGAAAACCAAUUGAUCUUGGGGGAUCAUUAGGCAGAGAGGCAGCAACUGGACUUGGAGUAGUUUUCGCAACAGAAGCUUUACUUGCUGAAUUGGGAAAGUCAAUUUCUAAUAUGAAGUUUGCCAUCCAGGGUUUUGGAAAUGUGGGAUCUUGGGCAGCUAAGUUUAUUCAUGAGAAUGGAGGGAAGGUAGUUGCUGUUAGUGACAUUACAGGUGCAGUUAAGAACCCAGAGGGACUCAAUAUCCCAGCUCUGCUGAAACAUAGAGAGAAUUCCCAAAGCUUGAAGGAUUUCGAAUUCGGAGAAAAUAUGGAUCCUAAUGAAUUGCUUGUUUGUGAAUGUGAUGUUCUGAUGCCAAGUGCACUAGGUGGAGUUCUCAACAAGGAAAAUGCUGCUGAUGUGAAAGCUAAAUUCAUAAUAGAAGCUGCAAAUCACCCCACUGAUCCAGAAGCAGAUGAGAUUUUGUCCAAGAAAGGAGUGAUUGUUCUCCCAGACAUCUAUGCAAAUUGUGGUGGUGUUACUGUCAGUUACUUUGAAUGGGUCCAGAACAUUCAAGGGUUCAUGUGGGAUGAGGAGAAAGUAAACUGUGAGCUUAAGAAGUAUAUGAGAAGAUCUUUCCAACACAUAAAGGCAAUGUGCAAGACUCAUGAGUGCAACCUGCGAAUGGGAGCCUUCGCUCUGGGGGUUAAUCGGGUUGCUCGCUCUACUCUGCUCAGGGGCUGGGAAGCUUGAUCAUGGAGAUCUUGCUUCCUCCUCUAAUAUGUAGUAACUGGUAAUUGACGAAAACUUUAGGAGUCCAGUUGUAGUACUUCAUUUAGCUUUCCAGUUUUGUUCAGACUUUGAAUGCUGUAUGCUCAACUAAGAAAGAACAUUUUUAAUUAUAAUAAAAAAAAAAAAAGAAGGAAAGGGCUCAUUUACCAGUUUAAAUAAGCUUUAAUAUAUUGCAGAUUCUCAACAACUACAUAAGCAAUAAAAUUAAAGAAGAUAACAUGAUAUGUAUGCAAACCUCAAGAAAAUCUUGAUUAAAGUGGGAUAUGAAUUAAAAAUCAAAUUCUCAUCAGCAAAUACACAAUUACAGCAACAUAAGAUGAAAACUGAAUACAACAAUUAAAA